Mytilus californianus (California mussel) is the source of this 9762-nucleotide messenger RNA. Its product is annotated as neurogenic locus notch homolog protein 2-like. Lineage: Eukaryota; Metazoa; Mollusca; Bivalvia; Mytilida; Mytilidae. The record is from RefSeq and is a predicted model, not a curated record. The coding region runs from base 43 to 7218 and encodes 2391 amino acids. The transcript is spliced from 34 exons. Gene Ontology annotation, cellular component: extracellular region.
UCAUGUGACUUCGUUUGGUAGGAAAUACAGGGAACUGAAAAGAUGUAUUUCCUUGUUGUGUCCCUGCUUGUAACAGUGACAGCAGCACAUAAUUUGUUAUUUGUACCAAGAUUAGCUCAGUCAGUAGUGUGUCCAGAUAAAAAGCAUGAGUGUCCCACAGGAAAUACUUGCUGUCCAUUACCUAAUAUGCAGUUUGGAUGUUGUCCAGCACCAAAUGCUGUUUGUUGCCCUGGUGGAAAAUAUUGCUGUCCAUUUGGAUCUAAAUGCUUGACAACAUCAGCUUCUUGUCAGAGAGGAAAUGAAGUGUUUCCAUGGUUACAGAAAUCUCAAGCAAAGGUUAUCACUAAAUUGGCAUCAACAAAUAAACCUCAUAUUAUUGUAAAUGAUAUCAGUGCAAAGGCUGAUGUUACCAGAGUUUUGGAUCAAAAGAUUGGUAAUGUUAUGUGUCCUGAUGGAAAAUCAGCAUGCCAGACCGGGCAAACUUGCUGUAACAAGUCAAAUGGAGAAUAUGCUUGCUGUCAAUUGCCAAAUGCUGUUUGCUGCUCUGACAAAAUACAUUGCUGUCCAGAAGGGGACACAUGUGACUUGUCCAUAGGGAAAUGUAAGAGUGGAAACUUGGUAAUGGAUUUGUUUGAGAAAGUUGAAGCACUGAAAAUGAAGUCUGUGAUGUGUCCAGAUGGUAGAUCAGAAUGCUCUGAUGGCCAAACAUGUUGUCCAUUAGAUGGUGGGAAAUAUGGCUGCUGCCCAAUACCAGAUGCUAAGUGCUGUAGUGAUCAUGUCCACUGCUGCCCACAAGGUUAUAUUUGUGAUGUCAUACAGCAACAAUGUGUUGGUAAACGAGCGCAAAGAAUACAUUGGUUUAAAACCCUUCCUCCACAUCCGUUAGUCAAGAAAGACAUGACUACAGAUGGUAAUGUUAUAUGUCCUGAUGGUGGGUCAGAAUGUAAAACAGGUCAGACAUGUUGUAAACUAGCAUCCGGUCAGUAUGGUUGCUGUCCUAUACCUAAGGCUGUCUGUUGUACUGAUGGUAGACAUUGUUGUCCUGAGGGAACUACCUGUGAUGUGUCAUCUGGGAAAUGUAACCGUAGAGACAUGACUGUUAUAGACUGGUUUAAAAAAGUUCCUGUCGAUGUUGCAAGUGUGAAAUGUCCUGAUGGUCAGUCAGAAUGUAAAACAGGACAGACCUGUUGUAAACUAGCAUCUGGUCAAUAUGGUUGUUGUCCAAUACCAAAGGCUGUUUGUUGUACUGAUGGUAAACAUUGUUGUCCUGAGGGAACUACCUGUGAUGUGUCAUCUGGAAAAUGUAACCGUGGAGACAUGACUGUAAUAGACUGGUUUGAAAAAGUGCCUGCCAAUGUUGGAAGUGUGAAAUGUCCUGAUGGUCGGUCAGAAUGUAAAACAGGACAGACCUGUUGUAAACUAGCAUCUGGUCAAUAUGGUUGUUGUCCAAUCCCAAAGGCUGUCUGUUGUACUGAUGGUAAACAUUGUUGUCCUGAGGGAACUACCUGUGAUGUGUCAUCUGGAAAAUGUAACCGAGGAGACAUGUCUGUUAUAGACUGGUUUGAAAAAGUGCCUGCCAAUGUUGGAAGUGUGAAAUGCCCUGAUGGUCGGUCAGAAUGUAAAACAGGACAGACCUGUUGUAAACUAGCAUCUGGUCAAUAUGGUUGUUGUCCAAUCCCAAAGGCUGUCUGUUGUACUGAUGGUAAACAUUGUUGUCCUGAGGGAACUACCUGUGAUGUGUCAUCUGGAAAAUGUAACCGAGGAGACAUGUCUGUUAUAGACUGGUUUGAAAAAGUGCCUGCCAAUGUUGGAAGUGUGAAAUGCCCUGAUGGUCGGUCAGAAUGUAAAACAGGACAGACCUGUUGUAAACUAGCAUCUGGUCAAUAUGGUUGUUGUCCAAUCCCAAAGGCUGUCUGUUGUACUGAUGGUAAACAUUGUUGUCCUGAGGGAACUACCUGUGAUGUGUCAUCUGGAAAAUGUAACCGUGGAGACAUGUCUGUUAUAGACUGGUUUGAAAAAGUGCCUGCCAAUGUUGGAAGUGUGAAAUGCCCUGAUGGUCAGUCAGAAUGUAAAACAGGACAGACCUGUUGUAAACUAGCAUCUGGUCAAUAUGGUUGUUGUCCAAUCCCAAAGGCUGUCUGUUGUACUGAUGGUAAACAUUGUUGUCCUGAGGGAACUACCUGUGAUGUGUCAUCUGGAAAAUGUAACCGAGGAGACAUGUCUGUUAUAGACUGGUUUGAAAAAGUGCCUGCCAAUGUUGGAAGUGUGAAAUGCCCUGAUGGUCGGUCAGAAUGUAAAACAGGACAGACCUGUUGUAAACUAGCAUCUGGUCAAUAUGGUUGUUGUCCAAUCCCAAAGGCUGUCUGUUGUACUGAUGGUAAACAUUGUUGUCCUGAGGGAACUACCUGUGAUGUGUCAUCUGGAAAAUGUAACCGUGGAGACAUGUCUGUUAUAGACUGGUUUGAAAAAGUGCCUGCCAAUGUUGGAAGUGUGAAAUGCCCUGAUGGUCAGUCAGAAUGUAAAACAGGACAGACCUGUUGUAAACUAGCAUCUGGUCAAUAUGGUUGUUGUCCAAUCCCAAAGGCUGUCUGUUGUACUGAUGGUAAACAUUGUUGUCCUGAGGGAACUACCUGUGAUGUGUCAUCUGGAAAAUGUAACCGAGGAGACAUGUCUGUUAUAGACUGGUUUGAAAAAGUGCCUGCCAAUGUUGGAAGUGUGAAAUGCCCUGAUGGUCGGUCAGAAUGUAAAACAGGACAGACCUGUUGUAAACUAGCAUCUGGUCAAUAUGGUUGUUGUCCAAUCCCAAAGGCUGUCUGUUGUACUGAUGGUAAACAUUGUUGUCCUGAGGGAACUACCUGUGAUGUGUCAUCUGGAAAAUGUAACCGUGGAGACAUGUCUGUUAUAGACUGGUUUGAAAAAGUGCCUGCCAAUGUUGGAAGUGUGAAAUGCCCUGAUGGUCAGUCAGAAUGUAAAACAGGACAGACAUGUUGUAAACUAGCAUCUGGUCAAUAUGGUUGUUGUCCAAUCCCAAAGGCUGUCUGUUGUACUGAUGGUAAACAUUGUUGUCCUGAGGGAACUACCUGUGAUGUGUCAUCUGGAAAAUGUAACCGUGGAGACAUGUCUGUUAUAGACUGGUUUGAAAAAGUGCCUGCCAAUGUUGGAAGUGUGAAAUGCCCUGAUGGUCAGUCAGAAUGUAAAACAGGACAGACCUGUUGUAAACUAGCAUCUGGUCAAUAUGGUUGUUGUCCAAUCCCAAAGGCUGUCUGUUGUACUGAUGGUAAACAUUGUUGUCCUGAGGGAACUACCUGUGAUGUGUCAUCUGGAAAAUGUAACCGUGGAGACAUGUCUGUAAUAGACUGGUUUGAAAAGGUUCCUGCUAAUGUUGGAAGUGUGAAAUGUCCUGAUGGUCAGUCAGAAUGUAAAACAGGACAGACCUGUUGUAAACUAGCAUCUGGUCAAUAUGGUUGUUGUCCAAUACCAAAGGCUGUCUGUUGUACUGAUGGUAAACAUUGUUGUCCUGAGGGAACUACCUGUGAUGUGUCAUCUGGAAAAUGUAACCGUGGAGACAUGACUGUAAUAGACUGGUUUGAAAAAGUUCCUGCUAAUGUUGGAAGUGUGAAAUGUCCUGAUGGUCAGUCAGAAUGUAAAACAGGACAGACAUGUUGUAAACUAGCAUCUGGUCAAUAUGGUUGUUGUCCUAUACCAAAGGCUGUCUGUUGUACUGAUGGUAAACAUUGUUGUCCUGAGGGAACUACCUGUGAUGUGUCAUCUGGAAAAUGUAAUCGUGGAGAAAUUGCUGUAUUGGACUGGUUUGAAAAAGUUCCUGCUAAUGUUGAAAGUGUGAAAUGUCCUGAUAGUCAGUCAGAAUGUAAAACAGGACAGACCUGUUGUAAACUAGCAUCUGGUCAAUAUGGUUGUUGUCCAAUCCCGAAGGCUGUCUGUUGUACUGAUGGUAAACAUUGUUGCCCUGAGGGAACUACCUGUGAUGUGUCUUCUGGAAAAUGUAACCGUGGAGAAUUUGCUGUAUUGGACUGGUUUGAAAAAGUUCCUGCUAAUGUUGGAAGUGUGAAAUGUCCUGAUGGUCGAUCAGAAUGUAAAACAGGACAGACAUGUUGUAAACUAGCAUCUGGUCAAUAUGGUUGUUGUCCAAUACCAAAGGCUGUCUGUUGUACUGAUGGUAAACAUUGUUGUCCUGAGGGAACUACCUGUGAUGUGUCAUCUGGAAAAUGUAACCGUGGAGACAUGACUGUAUUGGACUGGUUUGAAAAGGUUCCUGCUAAUGUUGGAAGUGUGAAAUGUCCUGAUGGUCAGUCAGAAUGUAAAACAGGACAGACAUGUUGUAAACUAGCAUCUGGUCAAUAUGGUUGUUGUCCAAUACCAAAGGCUGUCUGUUGUACUGAUGGUAAACAUUGUUGUCCUGAGGGAACUACCUGUGAUGUGUCAUCUGGAAAAUGUAACCGUGGAGACAUGACUAUAUUGGAUUGGUUUGAAAAGGUUCCUGCUAAUGUUGGAAGUGUGAAAUGUCCUGAUGGUCGAUCAGAAUGUAAAACAGGACAGACAUGUUGUAAACUAGCAUCUGGUCAAUAUGGUUGUUGUCCAAUACCAAAGGCUGUCUGUUGUACUGAUGGUAAACAUUGUUGUCCUGAGGGAACUACCUAUGAUGUGUCAUCUGGAAAAUGUAACCGGGGAGACAUGACUGUAUUGGACUGGUUUGAAAAGGUUCCUGCUAAUGUUGGAAGUGUGAAAUGUCCUGAUGGUCAGUCAGAAUGUAAAACAGGACAGACCUGUUGUAAACUAGCAUCUGGUCAAUAUGGUUGUUGUCCAAUACCAAAGGCUGUUUGUUGUACUGAUGGUAAACAUUGUUGUCCUGAGGGAACUACCUGUGAUGCGUCAUCUGGAAAAUGUAAUCGUGGAGAAAUUGCUGUAUUGGACUGGUUUGAAAAGGUUCCUGCUAAUGUUGGAAGUGUGAAAUGUCCUGAUGGUCAGUCAGAAUGUAAAACAGGACAGACAUGUUGUAAACUAGCAUCUGGUCAAUAUGGUUGUUGUCCAAUACCAAAGGCUGUCUGUUGUACUGAUGGUAAACAUUGUUGUCCUGAGGGAACUACCUGUGAUGUGUCAUCUGGAAAAUGUAAUCGUGGAGAAAUUGCUAUAUUGGACUGGUUUGAAAAGGUUCCUGCUAAUGUUGGAAGUGUGAAAUGUCCUGAUGGUCAGUCAGAAUGUAAAACAGGACAGACAUGUUGUAAACUAGCAUCUGGCCAAUAUGGUUGUUGUCCAAUACCAAAGGCUGUUUGUUGUACUGAUGGUAAACAUUGUUGUCCUGAAGGAACUACCUGUGAUGUGUCAUCUGGAAAAUGUAACCGUGGAGACAUGUCUGUAAUAGACUGGUUUGAAAAAGUUCCUGCCAAUGAUGGAAGUGUGAAAUGUCCUGAUGGUCGGUCAGAAUGUAAAACAGGACAAACCUGUUGUAAACUAGCAUCUGGUCAAUAUGGUUGUUGUCCAAUACCAAAGGCUGUUUGUUGUACUGAUGGUAAGCAUUGUUGUCCUGAGGGAACUACCUGUGAUGUGUCAUCUGGAAAAUGUAACCGUGGAGACGUGUCUGUUAUAGAGUGGUUUGAAAAAGUGCCUGCCAAUGUUGGAAGUGUUAAAUGUCCUGAUGGUCGGUCAGAAUGUAAGACAGGACAGACAUGUUGUAAACUAUCAUCUGGUCAAUAUGGUUGCUGUCCAAUACCUAAGGCUGUCUGUUGUACUGAUGGUAAACAUUGUUGUCCUGAGGGAACUACCUGUGAUGUGUCAUCUGGAAAAUGUAAUCGUGGAGAAAUUGCUGUAUUGGACUGGUUUGAAAAAGUUCCUGCUUAUGUUGAAAGUGUGAAAUGUCCUGAUGGUCAGUCAGAGUGUAAAACAGGACAGACAUGUUGUAAACUAGCAUCUGGUCAAUAUGGUUGUUGUCCAAUACCAAAGGCUGUUUGUUGUACUGAUGGUAAACAUUGUUGUCCUGAGGGAACUACCUGUGAUGUAUCAUCUGGAAAAUGUAACCGUGGAGACAUGACUGUUAUAGACUGGUUUGAAAAAGUUCCUGCUAAUGUUGGAAGUGUGAAAUGUCCUGAUGGUCGAUCAGAAUGUAAAACAGGACAGACAUGUUGUAAACUAGCAUCUGGUCAAUAUGGUUGUUGUCCAAUACCAAAGGCUGUUUGUUGUACUGAUGGUAAACAUUGUUGUCCUGAGGGAACUACCUGUGAUGUGUCAUCUGGAAAAUGUAACCGAGGAGACAUGACUGUAAUAGACUGGUUUGAAAAAGUUCCUGCUAAUGUUGGAAGUGUUAAAUGUCCUGAUGGUCGGUCAGAAUGUAAAACAGGACAGACAUGUUGUAAACUAGCAUCUGGUCAAUAUGGUUGCUGUCCAAUACCAAAGGCUGUCUGUUGUACUGAUGGUAAACAUUGUUGUCCUGAGGGUACUACCUGUGAUGUGUCAUCUGGAAAAUGUAACCGUGGAGACAUGACUGUAAUAGACUGGUUUGAAAAAGUUCCUGCAAAUGUUGGAAGUGUUAAAUGUCCUGAUGGUCGGUCAGAAUGUAAAACAGGACAGACAUGUUGUAAACUAGCAUCUGGUCAAUAUGGUUGUUGUCCUAUACCAAAGGCUGUGUGUUGUACUGAUGGUAAACAUUGUUGUCCUGAGGGAACUACCUGUGAUGUGUCAUCUGGAAAAUGUAAUCGUGGAGAUGGAAGUCAAAUUGCCUGGUUUACAAAAUUAGAGGCAAAGGUUGAUACCAUCACUUGUCCUGACAACUCAUCUACAUGUAAAAAUGGACAGACUUGUUGUAAAGCUGGAAAUAAUAAAUAUGCUUGUUGUCCACUGGCACAGGCUAUUUGUUGUGAUGAUAACCUUCACUGUUGUCCUCAAAACACAAAAUGUAACAUCAAAACCAGUAGCUGUGAUUUACUGUUAAGUGCUAGUCAACCUCUAUUAUCAUUGGAGACUCAUUUACAGACUGUUACUUGUCCUGACGGGCAAACAGUAUGCCCAGAUAAAAAUAUAUGUUGUAAAACAGGUAGUAGUGGAUACUCAUGCUGUCCUUACUCCAAUGGUGUUUGUUGUACAAACUCAAAAUAUUGCUGUCCACACACAUAUGUAUGUGAUGAAGAACCAGGAAUCUGCCGCAUUCCUUACACAUAUGGACUGGUACACAUGCCAAAACCUGUUGUUGGGAAACCAUUACUCUAAGAAAAGACUGUUGGUUUAAUAGUAUACAAUAUCUCGGCUUGUUUAGACUUAUUGUUUGUGUACUGUCCUUUUUUGUUUGUCAAUUUGUCUGUUUGUCCAUUACUGCAACAGACGAUUAUGAUAUUGUUGUUUUAUAUCUUUUGUUGUUCUGCAUAUCAUUUUUGGGUAAUAUUGGUUUUUUAUGGAUCUUUUCGUAUAGAGCAGUUUGACAUAACAAAAUCACAUUCAUUGGAAUGGAACAACAUUGCUUGAUUCUUAUCAUUGUAGAUUUUAUUUCAUUUUUAAUGUAACUGCAAAUGUUUGAGUUCUCAUAAACAGAAGUGUGUUAAUGUUUAAAACAACACCUUACAAAAUUGCUACAUGUAUAAACAUGUGUAGUUGUGCAUUAUAAAUGAAUGAUUAUUUUUUCGCCAUGUUGCAUGGAGUGUUAAUCCAUCAUACUGUAUGGUACAUUUCAGACAAGUAGGCAUAUGAUGAAAUGAGUGGAAAAAGGAUACUUAUUUCAUGUCAUUUAAUAUAUACAACAAACUCAUUAUUUUUAUAACAACACUGAGCCUUCAUACUUAAAAUUUGCACAUAGUUCAUAGUUUUUUAGGAUUUUGUAAUUGUAAAAUAGUCGAUGUUUAGCAACUUUCAUAGUAGAGGGUACAACCCAAUUGUGUGUAUAUCUCCUCCUUGAAUUUAAUUCAGAACUUCAAAUUUAAAAACAUUUCUUUAUUUAUUAUAUACCUUUUUUUUAACAUACUUGGGAAACCUUUUGCAGAUUUUUUAUAGAGUGAAACUUCAUCAAUUUUCAGCAAAUUUCGCAAUGGUUGAUACAAAUUACCAAUUUUAUUUCAUCAAUUCCUGCAGUUUUUAACCCAGAACCUUUUAGGUUUUCUAGAAUUUUGUAUAAACAUUGCAGAUGUGAACUUUACUUUGUGAAAUUUGUGGAUAUUUGUUGCAGCUUACCAAGAUCAUUUAACUAAGUCAAUAUACAAAGCAUUCCAGGUGCAUGGUAAAAUUUUUUAUCAUAAUUUGGUCUAUUUUAGCUACUUGGAGAUUGCAGUUUUAAUUAGUCUAAAAGAAGUCUGUAGAUAUUUAAUUUCCUUACUUGCAUUCAAAUAAUUGAUUCCUAAAGCAUAUCAAUACUUAUGCAAGUACUACUUAUAUACACAAAUCAUCAGUAUUACAUCCCUACCAUUUUAGUCUUUUACCUAUUAUUGUCAAUAUUUAAAAUAUUUUUUUGGAAUAUAGAAAGAAGGAAAGGGGGAAUGAAGAGACUUGUUUUUUUUUCAGUAUGAAAAACAAAUAUUUAUAAGUAUUUUUAGUCCUCAAAAUGUAAAUAUUAUUGAUGCUUUACAUACAUUAGUAAGUGGUAAUAAAUGGUUCUAAAAUAAAGUUCACAUGCUUUUGAUUUUAGUAUAGUUCUGUAAACACAUUGUGACUGAUUGCAUCUCCUUGUUUCAUUGUUUUUGAAUAACUAUGAGAGUAUGAAUGUUGAAAUGUGUGAUUUUGAAUUUAAGUCUUUUAUUAUUUUGUAUUAAAAGGAGGACAUAGCUAAUAUCAUGAUGUAGUCAAGAAUUGACACAUACAUAUCUUCUGUCAAUAUGUGUGUAGAUAAAGCAAAUAUCUAAGUAAUAUCUCUUGUUACAAACAGUUUCUAUAUACAUAUUUUGAAUGUUUUUCAUGGACCAAUGAUCCAGUUACAUUUUAUUUCGCACUAAUUGGAUCACAAAUAUUGUAGAGAUCUGUGUGCAUUUUGUGCAUGCAAGUGUGGUUGAAUGUGCUUUGCUAUUCAAAAAAGUUAAAAAUCAUGUAUGGAUUACAUGUAUUUCAGACGAGUUAAAACUGUUUAUAAAAUUUGUAUGAAUGAUAUUAUAGAAGAUAUAUUUUAUUCUUAAUAUAGCAUUUAAAAUAUUCCUCAUAUGCAAAUUGUUCAGAAAAUCUCUCAAUCAUUUUUAGCUCACAAUGAAAAUGUAGGAUUAUUUAAUUGUUAAAUAGAUCUGAAUCAGGUCUGUUCAAAUGUUAGAAAGACGGUUGCACAUAUAAGAACUUUCGGUUGAUGAAAGUUAUAAAAUAUAACACAAAACAAAACAAAAUACCCCUUACACGAAUAUACAAUAAUGUCAGUUAGACAAAUAAGAAAAUAAAUUAUCUGAAAUAAAUCUAAAAUGGUAUAAAGAUAUGUCAACAAUUUUAGUGUGCAUGGCACAUGCAUAUUUAUAGAGACAGAGAAAAUGUGAAUCCCAAUUGCAAUAUCAGAGAGGAAAUCCUGUAAUUACAUAUAUUGGCUGUUAAUGGUUAAAACUUAAUGACAUUUCUCCUUAAAAUUUGUAUAAAUUAUUGGGUUUUUUUUUUCAAGUAAACAUCGACCUAUCACUGAUAAGUUUCAUAGUAUCUUGAAAAGAGAAAAACAAAGAGUCUAAAUGUGAAUAAAAGAGAUAGAAGAUUAUUGAGUAAUCCACACUGUGAUAUUUUAAUGUUGAAAGUCACAUUCCCUUACAUAAUUUGUAUUUUGACUUCAUAUCACUUGUACUUGAAUAAACUAUAUUUAUAAAUACA